Molecule: messenger RNA, 3453 nt
Organism: Hirsutella rhossiliensis
Lineage: Eukaryota; Fungi; Ascomycota; Sordariomycetes; Hypocreales; Ophiocordycipitaceae
Product: DEAD/DEAH box helicase domain-containing protein
Exons: 6
Coding region: 1-3453 (1150 amino acids)
Molecular function (GO): nucleic acid binding; RNA helicase activity; ATP binding
Source: RefSeq, a predicted model, not a curated record
AUGACGGCUCUCGCCGCCGUCGCAGAGAUGAUGAUCGCCGGGGCAGAGACCGGCGUGAUGACGGGAGGGACCAUCGACGGCCCAGCCGCUCGCGCAGCCCGGAUCGCCGGCAGCAUGAUCGCGGCGGGCGUUUUCGUGACCGAGACCAGAAUCGAGACGGACAACAGAGAUAGGCGGAACCGAAGCCGCGAGAGCGAGCCGAGCUUCAGGAGCCGCGAUGCCUCCCGCGACAGGGCCCGCUCGCGCCGUGAGGGAACAGCUGACUCGUCUACUCGCAGCAGCUUCCGGCGCACUCCCCAGGGCGACGGUGGGAGAGGGGGCCCCGACGAGCCUCAAAAGCCCAAGCAAAAUGCCCCCCAGUCGGAUGCCGACAAGAAGGCUGAGCGUCUCGCCAAGCUCGAGGCUUGGAAGAAGAAGAAGGAGAGCGAGAGCCAGAAGCAAAAGGCACAGAAUCCGGGCGACAUGAGCCAGGCCAUCAAGCUCCUGGCCGAAAUGGACAAGAAGACCAGCAUGGGGCCGCCAAGCUUGAUCACGACCGCCACGCCGUCCGUCACCUCGCCGGGUGCCGCCCCCAAGCCGGACAUCGCGUCUCUCGCGCAGCCAUACGCUGGCAAGUUUGACCCAAAAUCUAUUGCCAAGAAGUCUGCUGCGUCGCGAUCCCAUGACUCCUCCAAGUCUGUGCUAGGUUCGCUCGGUGGUCAGCCGGGUCAGCUUGCGCCGCCACCGCUGUCCCAUCCAGCAGCAGCGGCAGCGGAUAAUCAGGCUACCACAGCCAACCGCGGGAAAGCAAGUGGGUUCGGCUUUGGAAGGACUCAGGCGGACAGCGACAAGCUUCCCAACAAGCGAAAGAUUGAUCUUGACGAAGAGGAUAAUGUCCAGCGCAAGCUUCAGAGGCUUCCGGCCUUGAUCGUGGAGGAUGAUGAUACUCCCUACGCUGAUCAAGACGAGGAUUACGGCUCCGGUGACAACGUUGCCGAAAACGAGGAGGAAGCUGUCGCCGCCGCCCGCGCCGCGCACGAGAGACGGCUGCAGGCUGAGAAUCAGCCAGAGGACCAAGCCAAGGAGGGGGAGGGGGCCACUGACGCCGGUGCACAGCCCGAGCAGCACACCAAUGGAGACGCUGUCGGAAAUGACGAAGCUGCCGUUGCGGGCCCUCCCGGGCAGGCAGCCCGUCCUGAGCCAAUGGACCUCGAUGAAGAGGAAGACGUGGACCCUCUCGAUGCCUUCAUGGCCGAGCUCAAGCAGACCGAAGUGGCGAAAAUAAGCAAGCCAGCCCGUGACUCAAAGAAGUUGCAAGAGCCAGAAGCAUAUUUCAGCGACGAAGAGAACGUCUUUGAUAAAAAAUCAGACGGCAACGCGGACAACAUCCUUGCCAUGGCCAACAAACGCAAGAAAAAGGACAUCCCCAUCACCGACUUCACCAAAAUAGAUAUUGAGCCGGUUCGCAAGAACUUUUGGGUCGAGCCCGCGGAACUGAAUGGCUUGUCGGAAGCCGACGUGGCAGACCUGCGACUGGAGCUCGACGACAUCAAGGUCAAGGGCAAGAGUGUGCCAAAGCCGGUUCAGAAGUGGUCCCAGUGUGGCCUGUCGCGUCAGACCUUGGACAUCAUCGACGGUCUCGGCUACGAGAAGCCCACGGCCAUCCAGAUGCAGGCCAUUCCAGCCUUGAUGUCGGGGCGAGAUGUCAUUGGGGUGGCCAAGACGGGCUCCGGCAAAACGAUUGCCUUUCUGCUGCCCAUGUUCCGACACAUCAAGGAUCAGACCCCGCUCAAGGAGACGGACGGACCUAUCGGACUCAUCAUGACACCGACACGCGAGCUCGCCGUGCAGAUACAUAGGGAAUGCAAGCCCUUCUUGAAGGGCAUGGGCCUGCGCGCUGUCUGUGCAUAUGGAGGGGCUCCUAUUCGAGAUCAGAUUGCAGAGCUCAAGCGAGGCGCCGAGAUUAUCGUGUGCACUCCUGGCCGCAUGAUCGAUCUCCUGGCCGCGAACCAGGGAAGAGUCACGAACCUCAAGCGGGUCACCUACGUGGUUCUCGACGAAGCCGACCGAAUGUUCGACAUGGGCUUUGAGCCCCAGGUCAUGAAGUUUUUUGCCAACAUGCGACCCGACAGGCAAACCAUUCUGUUCUCAGCCACCAUGCCACGUAUCAUCGACUCUCUGAUCAAAAGGGUCCUCAAGAGCCCUGUCGAGAUUACCGUCGGCGGGCGCAGCGUUGUUGCCAAGGAGAUUGAGCAAAUCGUGGAAAUCCGAGAGGACAGCACCAAGUUCCUGCGCGUCCUGGAGCUCCUGGGCGAACUCUACGAUCGGGACGAGGACGCUCGGACACUGAUCUUUGUGGAGCGGCAAGAAAAGGCGGACGAUGUUCUGAAGGAACUCAUGGUCAAGGGGUAUCCGUGCAUGUCUAUUCAUGGUGGCAAGGAUCAAGUUGAUCGGGACUCGACCAUUUCCGACUUCAAAAAUGGCAUCGUUCCCAUUCUCAUCGCAACCUCGGUCGCUGCGCGCGGCCUCGACGUCAAACAGCUAAUGCUCGUCAUCAAUUACGACGCCCCCAAUCACAUGGAAGACUAUGUUCAUCGUGCCGGACGGACCGGUCGCGCCGGAAACACUGGCGUGGCUGUCACGUUUGUGACCCCUGAGCAGGACAGUUGCGCGCCGGGCAUUGCCAAGGCGCUGGAGCAGAGCGGCCAGCCAGUGCCGGAGAAGCUCGAUGAAAUGAGGAAGGCGCACCGUGAGAAGGUAAAGGCGGGCAAGGCCAAGGACUCGUCAGGCUUUGGCGGUAAAGGGCUCGAUCGCCUGGACAAGGAACGCGAGGCCGCCCGCCAGGUCCAGCGCAGGACACACAGAGCUGAGGGCGAGGAGGAUGAGGAAAAGGAAGAGAAGAAGGACGACGGAAAGGGCGAGAGUGCACUGAAUGCCAUCAGAGCAGCCGCGUCGGUCGUGCACGCGCGCGACAGCCACAAACCCGAGGCAGAGCACAACAAGCCCGUUCGCAGUGGCAGCGAUGCGCCGGCGACGGGAGACAAGAUUAAGAAUCCUCUGGACAAAGUCAGCUCGGCCGUCAGCGCCAUCAACAGCCGCCUGGGCAAGUCGGGCCAGCUUCGAUCCGGUCAGCCGAUCGACAACAAGGGCCCUGACGCCGGAGCUUUCCACGCGACGCUGGAGAUCAACGACUUCCCGCAAAAGGCAAGAUGGGCCGUCACGAACCGCACCAACGUGGCCAAGAUUCUUGACUCGACGGGCACUUCCAUCACCACCAAGGGGAGCUUCUACCCCCCCGGCAAGGAGGUUCCUGCGAAUGCCGAUCCGAAGCUCUACAUUCUCAUCGAGGGCGACACCGAGGUGGCUGUAAGCUCGGCUCUGCAGGAGAUGACCAGGCUGCUGAGGGAGGCGACGAUUGCAUCGGUGGAUGCAGACAACAGGGCUCCCGCGAGCGGACGAUACUCUGUCACCUAG